Xenopus laevis (African clawed frog) is the source of this 3582-nucleotide messenger RNA. It is a transcript of the gene prkacb.L, whose product is annotated as protein kinase cAMP-activated catalytic subunit beta L homeolog. The transcript has 10 exons. NCBI's taxonomy places the organism in Eukaryota, Metazoa, Chordata, Amphibia, Anura, Pipidae. Gene Ontology annotation, molecular function: protein serine/threonine kinase activity; ATP binding; cAMP-dependent protein kinase activity. The record is from RefSeq and is a predicted model, not a curated record. Gene Ontology annotation, cellular component: nucleus; cytosol; cAMP-dependent protein kinase complex. Bases 325 to 1380 code for a protein of 351 amino acids.
AGGGAGCCGCUGUCGCCCAUGACAACACUCCCCAUUUCUCCCUCCUUCCAACUUCUCCAUCUCGCCGUCGGCUGCGUUGGCGCGUCACUUCCGGUGGAAGCCCUUCUCGGUCCAGAUCCCGGACAGUGGCGGUGUGGCGGGAGCGCAGACUAAACGAGCUGUGACAGUGGGUGAAGGGUGAUUGCGAAGUGGGGGGUGGGGAAGCGAAAGCCAGAGAGUCAAGACAGCGUUGGAGUGGGCCCCUCGCCCUAGUCCAUACAACAAGCAAUAGUAUCCAAGACAUAUAUAUAUAUAUACUCCUCUGGACACAGUGUCUUCCUCACCAUGGGGAACGCUGCCACCGCGAAGAAGGGGAAUGAAAUUGAGAGCGUGAAAGAAUUUCUAGCCAAAGCCAAAGAAGACUUUUUAAGAAAGUGGGAAACUCCUCCUCAGAAUACUGCAAGUCUAGAUGAUUUCGAUAGAAUGAAAACCCUUGGAACUGGCUCAUUUGGAAGAGUUAUGUUAGUGAAACAUAAAGGUGCAGAGCAGUAUUAUGCUAUGAAGAUACUGGAUAAACAGAAGGUGGUGAAGCUGAAACAAAUAGAGCAUACAUUAAAUGAAAAGAGGAUAUUGCAGGCAGUGAACUUUCCUUUCCUUGUCAGGUUGGAAUAUUCCUUUAAGGAUAACUCUAAUUUAUAUAUGAUUAUGGAAUAUGUCCCUGGGGGAGAAAUGUUUUCACAUUUAAGAAGGAUUGGCAGAUUCAGUGAGCCUCACGCGAGAUUUUACGCAGCUCAGAUAGUGCUGACAUUUGAGUACCUCCAUUCACUAGACCUUAUCUACAGAGAUCUCAAACCAGAAAAUCUUUUAAUUGACCAGCAAGGAUACAUUCAGGUCACAGAUUUUGGGUUUGCCAAAAGAGUAAAGGGCAGAACUUGGACAUUAUGUGGAACGCCAGAGUAUCUGGCACCAGAAAUUAUUUUGAGCAAGGGUUAUAACAAAGCAGUUGACUGGUGGGCAUUAGGAGUUUUAAUAUACGAAAUGGCUGCGGGGUACCCCCCUUUCUUUGCGGAUCAACCCAUUCAGAUCUAUGAAAAAAUUGUGUCCGGAAAGGUACGGUUUCCUUCCCACUUCAGCUCAGACCUUAAAGACAUGCUAAGGAACUUGCUCCAGGUAGAUUUGACCAAACGAUAUGGGAACUUGAAGAAUGGCGUUAAUGACAUCAAGAAUCACAAAUGGUUUGCUACAACAGACUGGAUUGCAAUUUAUCAGAGAAAGGUGGAAGCUCCCUUCAUACCAAAGUGUAGAGGGCCUGGAGAUACCAGUAACUUUGAUGACUAUGAAGAAGAAGAUAUACGUGUGUCUCUGACAGAAAAAUGUGCAAAAGAGUUUGCCGACUUUUAGGAUGUGCAUGAGGACAAGAUGACAUCAGGGCUCAUAUUGGAAUCUUUGCACUCUAUUAGCAGAUGGGGUGGAGCUGAGACCAUCUUAUGUCACAACAGUUACCUAGUUCCUUCAUUCCGCAAGGCUGACUGAGGUCUAUUUUGCCAUCUUCCAUGUGUGCGUUUUGCACCAACCCUUUUAUCUAGGCACAAUUAACCAAGCGAUUUGUGCUGUAACACAGAAUGCUAGACCACUUUCCUUCAUCUUUUUGGGGGGUUGUUUUCUUUUCCUUUUUUUGUUUACAUCUUGUAUGUUUAUCCCUUCUCCUCACAGCUGUUUUUACCCAACUACACUCCCUUUCAUUUUGAAAAUGUAUUAUAAGUUGUUGGAGGGGCAGGGGGUACAAGAGAGAGAGCGAGAGAGAUCUGGAAGUUUUUGCAAUGAGGAAAAUUUCAGAUGGAGGAAAUGUUGUUUCUAGUCUCUGCCGCUCCAUAGGUUUGUGUUUUACAUUAUAAAUCCUUAUUUAUGUAUGGUGGUAAAUGUUUCAGCUCAAAUUGCAACUACUGGCCAAUAUUAUUUUGAGUUAUUUUUGAAGUAACGUUAACCACGGCCAUAAUCUCCAAAUGGAAGUUGUGUCAGGAGCAAAAUUCUUCCUGGUGAUUGACCAAAACUGUUUAGAAAUCAAUUUGAGUGCUACAUUUGGCUAGAUAGACCCUGUGCCUUGGAUUUCUAUUCUUUAUCUGCGCUGCCCCUUCCGAUGUGAUCCUUGCUUUGGCAGGACCUAAAUGUUGCGUGACCAUACUAUACGGCACAUAGCACAUUUCGUUUGGUUAAAACUUGAGGAUUUACAACUGUUGUCUUUCAAUUGCAUAAUGCUGACGUCACAAUCCAUUUGGGGGGUUUUAAUAACAUUUAAACCUGCUCUUAGAUAAAACAAGUUUUGGUCAGUAUUUUUUUUUUUUUUUUUUUUACACAGAACAUGAUAAAUUAAAAGUGAUUAAAUCAUGACUCCUUUACCGGCUCCGCAUUUAAGGCUGUAUUUUAUUGCUGUUUAAUAAACUUAUUGAGGUCAUAAAGGAUGAAAUAACAAAAAGAUGAAGUGUUCCUGUCUGACAAAACACAUUUGAGAAGCAAGAGCAGAGCUAGUCAUUGCAUUGCUAAGGCGAUUCUCAUUUUCUGUUUGUUCUAAAGAAUAAAGGUUCUUGCCAAGUUUUAUUCUGGUAUACUAUAUUAGUAAUCGGAGAAUGAAGUACUGUUACCAUGCCUCUGUACAACGACAGUUCUUUGUUCAAAUGAAAAGUUGAUAAUGUAAGCAAAACUUGUCACUGCUUGUUUUACUCUGUUUUCCCUUUUUUUCUUCUUAUUGUAUAGCAAUUGCUUUAGUUCUAACUACCAACCUUCUACAUGUGAGACAGAAUGUACAUUCACACUUCGUAUUUGGGAUUAGUUGUCUUUUUUUUUUUUUUUUUUUUUUUUAUCACAAACUGACUCGAAAUAUGGCUGCCACGUGCUAGCGAACAGCACUUUUCCAUACUUCUUUCAGUGUUUGUUACAAUUCUGUGCACAUCAUUAUUUUAUUUUAUUUUUUUUGUUUCUUUAAAUCCUUCUCCACUAUAUUUGUACACAUCUAUGUAUCCUUGUCUUAAAACAGCACAUCUGAACAGUUUCAAAAUAAACUAGUUGCAUUUUAUUAUCCAUUUACAUGCAUACAAGACAAUUGUUUUUAUGAAAAUGAUCUAUAUUGGUAUAUAGCCAUUGUAUUUGUUUAAAUGUCAGUGGGAAUAGGUCGCUGGCACUACUUCCUUUUAAUCUGUAUGACACUCCUGUAAGAAAAGCCUUUGUAGACAUUUUUCAACCGAGUUUAAGAUGUACUAUCCAACAUUCUGUAUGUCCUUUAGGUCGUCGAGCAUUUUUGCACAACAGCGUGAUUAGGAGACUGAUGACAAUUGCAGUCUUUAUCCAUCCUUAUUUACUUGUGCAAGAAAGGUAUAAGAUACUUUGCUGUAGCAAAUUUUAUGUAACAAAAAAAUAUAUAAAUAUAUAUAUAUAUAUAUAUACAUCACAAUAAAUUUAAAAGGAUUCUUUGUAUGAAAAUGUUAAAAUCUUUUGUAUUUCAUUUAGACUGAGGAUAUGCUGUGUAUGCUAGCUGUAUGCAAUCAAUUCUACAGUAACUUUGUUGUCAUUUAUGAACUUAAAAAAGAUUUUAAUAAAUGCUGGAGAUCA